Messenger RNA from Bipolaris zeicola 26-R-13, 453 nucleotides. RefSeq lists its product as uncharacterized. The record is from RefSeq and is a predicted model, not a curated record. The transcript has a single exon. Gene Ontology annotation, molecular function: peroxiredoxin activity. Lineage: Eukaryota; Fungi; Ascomycota; Dothideomycetes; Pleosporales; Pleosporaceae. The coding region runs from base 1 to 453 and encodes 150 amino acids.
AUGUCGACCGACCCCAAGUACGAUGAGCUACACAAGCAGCUAUUUGAAGAAGGUCUCAAGGUGAGACGAAGCGUCGUGGGUGACGAGUACGUCAACCGUGCGUUGGAAAAUGGCUCGACGGAGUUUUCGAGAGCCGGACAGGAGCUCGUCACUGAAAUGUGCUGGGGCUACGCGUGGACACGUCCCGGUCUCGACAAGAAGCAGAGGAGUUUGAUCAACAUCGGCAUGCUCAUGGCGCUCAAUCGUGCGCCUGAGCUGGCUGUCCACGUCCGAGGAGCCCGGAACAACGGACUCUCUGAGCUCGAAAUCCGCGAGGCCAUUAUCCACGCGACGACAUACUGUGGCGUGCCAGCUGGUGUGGACGCAAUGAAGACGGCCGAAAAGGUUCUGAAUGAGAUGGCCGAAAAGGGCGAGAUGCCGCGAGAGUUGGGCAACAGAAGCGCCAGGGCCUGA